Drosophila rhopaloa is the source of this 1582-nucleotide messenger RNA. Its product is annotated as otefin. NCBI's taxonomy places the organism in Eukaryota, Metazoa, Arthropoda, Insecta, Diptera, Drosophilidae. Bases 98 to 1387 code for a protein of 429 amino acids. The record is from RefSeq and is a predicted model, not a curated record. The transcript has a single exon.
CGCACCCGUCACUAAUUUAGAACACACCGCGUAAAAGCGACGCCGAUUUCAAUUUCAACGAUUUGCGAAAAAUUUGCAAAAAAAAAAGAGGAAAACAAUGGCCGACGUGGACGACUUUGACUCGCUGUCCAAUGCAGAGCUGCGUGCCAAGAUGCUGGCCCAGGGGCUGCCCAACAUUCCGGUGACGGACAGCAGCCGCAAGGUGCUGGUGAAGCGGCUGCGCGCCUCCAUUGGCGGCCAGGCGUCGCCGGCAGCCAGCCCAAAGAAGAGCAGCCGGCGAGAGACCCUGGCUCCUGGUCCCAUUCCAGUUGCCUCUGCUCCGGCGGCUGCCUCCACUCCGGUGGACAAGCUGGACGGGAAUAAAGUGGCACCGGCCACCAAGGCUCGUCGCACCAUUGCCGCCACUGAGGCCAAGGAAGCUGAACGUCGUCGCCCCGAGGAGCCAGUGGUCGUCAGGAAGCCCACGGCUGUGGCUGCUCCACCCAUUCAGACACGUCGCACUUCCACCUCGUCGACUGGGUUCGAAAGAAAGGUGGUGGAGCCGGUGAAGAAACCACAACCUAUUGCCGAGGAACCGGCUUCAAACAAACGUGCUGAUCGUGAAGAAAAAUACCUAAAGGUCAACUCGCUGAUUGUACUGGAAUCGGACGAAGAGGAGGACGAGCAGCUGGCCCAGGCUGCCAAUCUGGUGGAGCAGCAGCACGCUGCCAGGGAGAAGGCCACUUCCAAGCUUACAAGCAGCGGCACCACAACCUAUGAGUACAAAAGCAAGGUUUCGUCUGUGGUGGAACCUCCUCGUCGGCCGGUCUAUGAACCCACACCGGCUCCGGUGGAACCUCCUCGUCGUCCGGUCUAUGAACCCACACCGGCUCCUGUGUUAGCCCCAUCUGGACCAUCUGCCAGGACGCAGACACAGACCAGUUCGGCCAGGUCCUACGACUACCUCAACAAUCCAACCGGACGCUAUAGCAGCUAUGUCCGCACCGCCGCCCAGGGUUAUGUUACUGCCGAAGCUCCGCCGGCUCCAUCUUACACAUCAUCCAACUAUCGGAGCACCUAUGCCAACGAGCUGAGCGACGAAAACGAGGGAGAGGAUGACCAGUACGAGAGCACCUUUGCCCAGAAUCUGGCGCGCUUGCGGGCCGAGAGGAUUGGAGAUCGCAGCAGUCCGUAUAGCAGGCGCACUUUGGCCAGUGGCUCUACGGCCAGCGGAAGUCUGGGCUACGAGCCGCGUGCCAGACGCUCCUUGCGUCCGGAUGACAACAGCAUUUCAGUGGCCUUUGGUCGCUGGUGGAACAGCCUGGAGCAGAAGUACCACAUCAAGUCAAAGCUGUUCAUACUGUUCGUUGUCGUCUUGUUAAUCGGCAUUUAUAGCAUAUUUUUCUGACCAGCGAAUUACUAUUCUUUUUUGAAUCUGUACCCUAGUUUGUAUUCCAUGUUGGAUUUGUUUUGUAAACGAGCCCGCCGCUGCGGACUUUGUAUAAAUCUUGUUUCGAUGUAAUUUGAGCUUGAGAUUGACUAGCAUUUAAGCUGUGUGUUAUCCGUGUUCCAAUAAAGCCCACUUGCAGGGAAUCGCCUCAGA